Molecule: messenger RNA, 1845 nt
Organism: Mycena indigotica
Lineage: Eukaryota; Fungi; Basidiomycota; Agaricomycetes; Agaricales; Mycenaceae
Product: Short-chain dehydrogenase/reductase family protein
Exons: 8
Coding region: 1-1845 (614 amino acids)
Source: RefSeq, a predicted model, not a curated record
AUGGCUUCGCUCUACGCUCAGGUGGCUCGGUCGCUUGUCCUUUCGCUCUACUCGCCCGAGCCGCGAGUCUAUAACCUCCGACUCCUCCUUUUCUCUAAUGCGGUCGCCUUGGGGCUCGCAAUUUAUUUCAUGACGGCGGUCUAUGACAGCAACUACUUAGCGGGCAGCUUCACCUUUGACUGGAACAAGCUAUGGUGGACACAGCUUCCUCGGGCUUUUGCGGCACACAUUGUGGUCUUCAUUCACCAUUCUACUGUUGUUGUCCUUGCCUUCAAGGUCGCCCAUCUUAAAGACAUAUACACGCUGCUUGUCGUGGUUACCGACUUAAUCCUCAUCGUUCUGGAGCUCUAUUUGUUGGCGACUUUCCAGGACUUAAUAUUUCUGCUCGUCUCUGAUCCAGUGGGCAAUGUCCAGCUGCACUAUCUGCUGGGCUAUAUUCCCCUCAUUUACUCCGGCUUCAACAUCAUCGUCAUGGCCUGCCUUGGGAUCUUCCUCAUAUUCCGCGCGGCGAGUGGCGUCAAGUCCAGUUGGAGGUUUCUAGGAGGAUGUACCAUCGCCAGUCCACCAUAUAGCCUCCGCAGUGUUUUCAUGAACCGCUCUGUGAUGCGGCCGUUAAUCAGAGGAGAAUCAUCCAUGAUCAUUGCGCCGCGGGCCAUCCUGAUCAACAUAGUAACAAUUGGCGUUAUCGGGUUCGCGGUCUACUCCAUCGUGCUGCGGCCGCUUGACUCCCAAGUGUAUGUGCGCACUUUGUCUGGGACGCAACUCGAUAAGCAUUGGAGCGUUCCCGACCCCAAUGUCUUGUCCGGAAGGCUUAACUUCAUGCUGGAAAACGUAUUAUUAAACCAGCCCUUGCCGCCGAAUGAAACCAACUAUAGCAGUAGCGCAUUCAAGGUAGUCUAUACCGCCACCACUCUCGACGGAUACCGCACACGAACAUGCGGUUCAUUAGACCUUUCAGAAUCGGGAGGAUUCGAAACCAGUUGCUCCUUCGGCUGGAACGAGAUCGCAAGCAUGGAAUUCCGGGCAGCUAUUCCUGACACCGGCGUUCCCGCGACCAUGGCUGCCCUCGAUGUCGCGCUGAUGCCCUGGUCGACGCGGAGAUCAUACCUCACAAUUUCGCAGAUUCUGGAUCCUCAGGUUAGAGCGGCGCGGAACAGCGGCCAGUCGCUGUUCCUCGGGAUCAACACGACCAUGCGUGCCUCACUCGGAUGGGUCAAACGGGAGCUGAAGACAAAACAUCCGGAAGUAGUAUACGUCCCGCACUUCAUGACGCUUUCGUCGGAGCCGACGCAAGGAGAGUCGAGUCUGGUCAUCAUCAACAUCCAGCCACCGCGAAUCAUCAGAACCGAUGUGGAAUACACAGAUGCGUCGGUUUUAGACGGGAUCACGUCCGUUGGUGGCUUCUGGACGUUCGUGGACGGCAUAUUUUCCUUCCUGUUUGGCGCGAGUGUGCUCUACUUUGGUUUAGGGCGGCGCCCCCUCAGUGCGCUCGGUUUCGUGCACGUGUUCCAACGGAAUCAGCUCGUGCGCAACUGGAACGAUGAUUUCCCGGCGCUGCGCACGGAGGGCGGGGCGCCAGGAUCCACGUCUGCUGGAGUUGUCGCGUUUUUACGGGAGCGACUUGUCGACAUUGAUGUUGUGACCGGCGCUCAGUCCGACGCGGCUACUGCUGCCCAUGGAGAUUCUGCGAAGGAAAUACUGGUGCCAGCAACCAGCGGCGACCUUGAAGCCGGCGCUAGCCCGCUCCGAGGCACGGCCCUGACGACGGACGAUACCGUGUCUGUGCCUUUGUUACACGCCCAUGAUACAGUCGCGAUGACGACACUGAACCACUCUUCAAGUUGA